This is a messenger RNA of Anguilla anguilla (European eel), 1567 nucleotides long. RefSeq names its product interleukin 1, beta (gene il1b). The coding region runs from base 253 to 1335 and encodes 360 amino acids. The transcript has 8 exons. Gene Ontology annotation, biological process: inflammatory response; cellular response to lipopolysaccharide; positive regulation of gene expression. NCBI's taxonomy places the organism in Eukaryota, Metazoa, Chordata, Actinopteri, Anguilliformes, Anguillidae. The record is from RefSeq and is a predicted model, not a curated record. Gene Ontology annotation, molecular function: cytokine activity.
AAUCAGAUAAUCAAAUAAUCUUACUGCGUCAACUGAUAAAACGACUGCCACAUACAUAAUUAGGUCUGCAUAGCCUACACGGCGCUUCCGUUUAUGCCGUUAUUGGCGUUUCUUAUUUCCAUUUGUCAUCGUUAGAAUUGUACUACUUAUCGGUGUUAUUUAGAUAUACAUCCAUAUGGCUAUUGUAUAAUUACACUUGUUUAGAGAUAUUUCUCUGUGUAACUGCUUAGCUGGAAAACUGUUUUUUAAUUGAUGUAUCAUUGGUUUGGUUUCCAUAACUCUCAAACGCUUGACAGCAUGACAUUUGGCACAGACUGCCCUGCCGAGGUUAAGGGAGAAGCCGUGAGUGAAGAGCUGCGCAGCGACGACGCGGUGGAAGUGAAGGUGUCGCGGCGGCUGUGCAUGCGCCAAGUCGCCGACACCAUCAUCGCCCUGAAUAGGCUGAAGCAUAGGCAAAUGCUGAUGGGCACCAACUGCGUUGACAACAAGCUGCUGAUCGGCAUGAUGGAGAGUUUACUCGAGGACACAAUGUCCGACGCUGAUUUUGAAUUGUCACUGGCAUUGGACAGCAUGACAUUUGGCACAGACUGCCCUGCCGAGGUUAAGGGAGAAGCCGUGAGUGAAGACGUGCGCAGCGACGACGCGGUGGAAGUGAAGGUGUCGCGGCGGCCGUGCAUGCGCCAAGUCGCCGACAUCAUCAUCGCCCUGAAUAGGUUGAAGCAUUGGCAAAUGCUGAUGGGCACCGACUGCGUUGACAACAAGCUGCUGAUCGGCAUGAUGGAGCGUUUACUCGAGGCUGGAGCCAUUCAAAGUCACCAGACCUUUGUCAGGGACAAAACAUACGUGUAUUCUGUAACCGACCGAGAGAAGAGGACGCUGGUCAGGGCAGACAAACUACAUGCUGAGGGCCGCCUGGCCAUGAGCAUACGGGACAAAGAGUACUACCAGACAAUCGUAAAAUUGAGUUUAUCAACAUACAUGGCUUUCUACUGCACUGGUAACCGAGGCCAAGUCGUCACCCUGGGGAUCGCCAAUACCAACAGCUACAUGUUCUGUUCUAUGGAGUCAGGAUCAGAAAGAGCUAUUCUGCGGUUGAAGCGUGUGGACCAGGACUUGACAAAAAUCGCUUCCCAGGGAGAGAAGGCGUCCUUCCUGUUCUUCAAGCGACGUGAAGGCUUAUCCAGAAUUACCUUCGAGUCGGUCAAGUUCAGAGGCUGGUACAUUUGCACGGAGCCAGCCUCCGAGCCAGCCUCCGAGCCAGCCUUCGAGGCACCUCUGGCGAUGUGCACCAUGCAGGAGCAGGGCAACCGCACGAUCACCUUCAUGCUCAGCUAGAGUGAAUCGACCAAGCCUAUGGGCAUAUUUAAUUCAUAACCUCUCAGGUUCUUACACAUCAAGUUUAAGAUUGCUUAGAAGGUAGUGAAUGGGCCUGGGAUCACUGAUAUAAUGCAGUAAUGUUGCCUGUAACAUUCUCUGUUCCAGGGGAUAACACUUUGCUCUUAUAUUAUUUAUGCAUCAACGCCUGUAUAUCUCUAAGCAAGAACAUGGACAAUGUCCAAGAUUUUAA